AUUGUCGCGUUUAGCUACAUUAGCUGCAAACAUUUUCUAUAAUUAAAAUGGCAAAAAUAGAAAAGAAAGAGAUUCUUCAAGCUGUUUUAAUGACAGAUAAUUUCAACGAUAACUUGAAACCGUUUUCAUUAUUUAAUUCUCCUGCUCUUUUACCCCUAGUUAAUGUUCCUUUGAUAAGCUUUGCUCUAGAAACACUGAAUCGUAAUGGUGUUGAAGAAGUAUGGAUUUUCUGUGCAUCUUAUGUUGAUAAAAUCAAAUCAUUCACCAAAAAUGGAAUCGAACAAAAUUUAACAUGGUCCGUUGGUAUGAGCAUACAAAUUGUUUCAUCGGAAGUAAGAUGUUUUGGAGAUGCAAUGAGAGAAUUAGAUGCUAAAGGGAAAUUGAGAAAUGAUUUCAUUCUUAUGGGAUUCGAUACAAUCACUAAUGCAAAGUUAAUUCCAUCUAUCAUGAAAAUGCAUAAAGAAAAAUGCAAACAAGACAAAGGAACGGCAAUGACAGUGGUUUAUAAGAAAGUUGCUCCUGGCCAACGUACUGGUAAUGAAGUGAUGAUAGCCACUGAGAAAAGAACUGGAAGAAUGCUUUUUCAUCAACGCAUAUCAGCAAUAACAAAAGAAGAGAAAUUCAAAUUUCCUCUAGAAAUCUUCCUUAAUAAUCAAGAAGUUGAACUUCAUCAUAAUUUGCUCGAUCCUCAAAUUGCCAUUUGCAGUUCAUCAGCACUUCCAUUAUUCUCCGAUAAUUUCGAUUAUGAAACCCGAGAUCAAUUCAUCAGAGGUUUGGUGAUGAAUCAAGAAAUUCAAUCAGACUCGGUUUACGUUGCACAGCUGGCCAAUGAACAGUAUGCAGCUAAAGUUAGUGAUUGGGAUGCUUAUCACACAAUAAGUCGAGAUGUUAUCAAUCGAUGGGUUUAUCCAUUCGUACCUGACAUGGGCGUUUGUUGUCUUAGCCAGCAAUAUUUAUUUCUUCGCAAUAACAUUUAUCGACAUAAAAUGAUUAAAGUUGAACGAAACUGUUCACUCUUAAAUGAUGUUGUAAUUCAUCAAGGCUGCACAGUUGACGAAAAAGCAAUUCUAUCAAAUUGUGUCUUCGGUAGAAAUUGUAAAAUAGGAAAGAACUGUGUAAUUUAUAAUGCUUAUAUCUUUGACGACGUAGUAAUUGGUGACGACUGUAAACUAGAGAAUUGCAUCAUUGGAAAUAAAGUUCUAUUAAAGACUGGUUGCAUAGUUAAUGGAGGUGCAAUUAUAUCUGAUUGUUGCAUUAUCGAAAUGAAUAGUAAAGUUGAAGGAUUUUUAAUUCAAUCUACUUUGCCUGAUGCUGACGAAUAUUCCACGGAUGAAUACGAGAAAUUUGGUGAAUUUGCUUACAAAUUAAAAGAACAUACAGAAGCUGAAAAUCUUUGUAACUCCGAUGAAGAUCUCGUCAAUAAUGCAGAAAUUCAUUUGAAAUUUUUCAAGUUGUCUUAUCGUGAGCCUAAUUACGAGUCAAGUGCGUACAGUUCUCAAAAUGAAAGCGAUGAUGAAGAUAAUGGCCCGACUUUUCAACAAGAUGACAGUCACAUUUUCUUAUCAGAAGUUAUUGAAUCGCUCAAACGUGGCUUCGAAGAGAAAUCCAAUCCCGAUUUUCUCAUAUUGGAAAUUAAUUCAUCACGAUAUGCUUACAACAUGGCACUUAACGAAGUCAAUUUCUUUGUCGUUAAGGCUGCCUUCAAUCUUCCAACAGUCCUUUCAAAUUCAGAACCAAUGAAAGGAUUUAUUCAAAUUUAUUCUUAUCUUGGCGAGAAAGUGCUAAAAAACUACAUUAAAGGUGAAAGUGCGAUGCUAGAUUGUCUCAAUGCAAUUGUCGAAUGUUGCGAAGAAAGUGACAAUCUCAAACCCAAGUUAAUGCACAUUGUGAAGUUUUUAUAUGACAAAGAUGUUUUAAGUGAAGAUGUGAUAUUGUCUUGGUAUGAAAAUGUCGACGCUUGGGUAGUAAAAUCGCUACAACCAUUGAUAAAAUGAAAAAUGAAUGUUUCAAGAGAAUUUUUGAUUGUGCCAUCGCAAUUUCAUUUAUUCAUGCAACUUCCAGAACAUAUUCAAGUGAAAAUUUUAGAUAAUUGUCAGAAUGUUCGGACGAUGUUGAAUUUAACUGAAACUUGUAGACAAAUGCAUCAGUUGUUCCUUUCUUCACCUCAUUUAAUGAGACGCAUUAAGUUAGUGAUAAAAUUUACGCGCAAUAGUGACGAUGCUGUAGACAAAUUGUCGACACUCCUUACGAAUGCAUCGAUUGGAAGAAGAUAUUCAAAACUAAAACUGAUAUAUGCUAAUGAAGGAUUGUUAUGCUAUUCAAAAUCAUUAAUGAUUAAAAUUUUAAAGAUUGUUGGCGGAAGUGUCAAAGAGUUGGAAGUGUCAUUAGGCCAUUACAAUGUUACCAAUUUACAAGAAGUUUUAAGAUGUUUUGAUGUAGAGAAAGUGACACUGAGCAACUUGCAAGUUGAUAUCGACUCACCAAGUGAUUAUCAUGACAUCCUUCCAAAUUUAAAAGAAUUGCUGCUUAUUGACUCAUCAUCGUCAGUUUUACAACUCUUCAGAAAUUUUACAACCCUUCGUCGUUUCAAAUUUCAUUUGCAACCAAGGGAAUCAGAAUCAUUCAGUUGUGGCGUUGAAAAGUUCGAAAAUUUUAUUCUGCAACAGAGAGCAUUGAAAUUUUUGGAGUUUAGUCGAUUGCAUAGACUUUGUCUGUUCCGUGAUAACUCAUUAGAUGAAAUUAAAUUUCAAUUGGACUCAAUAAGCGCCAAUAGAUUUUUUCUUCACAAAAACAACGCAAUAAACUUCUUCAGCAUGCAAAAAAACCUUCACACUGUUAAGCUUUUCGAUUUCUAUGAUUUGAGAAUAUUUUCAGACCCAACUGAGUAUAGUAAAGUUCUUCGUGCUAUUUUCCUUCUACCGAAACUAAAGACUGUCGGGAUUUACAAUCGAACUGUCAACGUGGAAGAUUUUUCAUAUUUAUGUGAUAUCAGGAACAAAUCAGUUAAACAUCUAGAAUAUGACAUGUGGAAUUCAAUUGUCCUUUCGAAGCUUGUCGAAAUUUUUCCAAGACUAAAAAAUAUUUCAUUUCGAUGCUUCACCUUGAAACUCAAAAAUGUUCCAUGUGACAAACUUGCGAUAAUCAACACAAGUGGAGGAUACAAAUUAGAAGAGUUUAACUAUCAGCCAAUGAAUUUUUGCAUGUUAAAUGGAAAGUUCCCACAAAUUCUUAGCAAUUUUAUACAAAGACACAAAUCAAUUAAACACUUGACAAUCGGUCAAAGCAGUUGGAUUGAAAGCAACUUUGGUUUAGACUUGAAUUUCUGGAUUGAAGUAUUAUUUUAUCUCAGUGAUUUAUGCACUUUGGUGAUAUACAAUCCACUCCAUAUCAAGCUUUUAAUUAUGUUAAUAGCGAGAAAUAAAAAUGUUUUAAAUUCUGUUACUCUCUACACUAAUGAAUUUGGUAGGAAGGAAUCUCAGGAUCGAAAAUUUUCCAACCAUAUAAAAAUGUAUAAAAUCACACGAAUAGUCCUUUCUAACUUUCGAAGAAUUGGAUUUUAUAAAAAUCAAAUCGAAUUUCAAUCUAAACUUCCCCUAAUAAAGGCGCCGGUGAAAAUUUUGUUGAGUGCCAGUGGAAUAGCAUUAUUUGAAAGUAAAAAUGAUUACAAAGAGAAAAAGAUUGAAGACGAAAAGGAAUCAGAACUGAUUAUGGCAAUUAAAAGAGGUGUUUUAGCUGUUCAAAGAGAAGAAUAUAAAAAGGCAGAACAAUUGUUUCACGUAGCACUUCGGAUGGCUCAGACAUUAAAAAAUCAACUUGCAGUUACUUACAUAUUUGAUUUAAUGGGAAAUCUUGCUUAUGAAUCCAAUGAACUGGAUAAAGCUGAGAAACUUUUUGUCGAUGUUAUCCAGCGACUUAUGCAAUUGGAAAAAGCUGCUGAAGACGACAUCAGAUUACUUCACAUUUCAACUAAACUUGCUCAUAUUUCAUACUUGAAAAAUAAUCUAGAAAAGGCAAUGAUAGGCUACGAAUACGUUUUGGAGAGAAUAGAAAAGAAAGAUUACUUAAGUGAUGAAAAUUUGCAUGAACUUUGGGGAAUGUGUAAAAAUUUUAUCGGCCAAGCUUUUAUCUCUCUAAAGCAACAUCAAAAGGCACAAAAGGCUUUAAAUGAUGCUAUGAAAAAACUUAUUGAGAAAGCAAAAGCAGCAUGUAAAGGUGCCUGGAUGAAUGCUGUGAAGUAUAAAAAUAAAGAAUCUAUUCAGGGAGCUGAAAAAUGUUUAGAACAAGUCAAAAAUGCUGUUGUAUGA
Molecule: messenger RNA, 4304 nt
Organism: Clunio marinus
Lineage: Eukaryota; Metazoa; Arthropoda; Insecta; Diptera; Chironomidae
Source: the annotation of a GenBank genome assembly